This is a messenger RNA of Blastomyces dermatitidis ER-3, 1347 nucleotides long. RefSeq lists its product as uncharacterized. The record is from RefSeq and is a predicted model, not a curated record. The transcript is spliced from 4 exons. NCBI's taxonomy places the organism in Eukaryota, Fungi, Ascomycota, Eurotiomycetes, Onygenales, Ajellomycetaceae. The coding region runs from base 199 to 1347 and encodes 382 amino acids.
AGUGGUCGAAAUAUGAAUGUCUGCCGUCUGGGGGUUUCCCUUGACCCAACUAAGCUAGUUACUCACAGACGUCAGUUGUUGAAUGCAAUUGAGCUCACACAAAUGUUCGAUUGUGCGAUCUAGGCAAUUUAUUCAUACCAAAACCAGCUGGGACGCCCAUUCCAUCGUCCUCUUCCGGAGUGUACGUCGCCUCUCAUCAUGGGUACGCGAGAGAAGACGUCCGGUUAUGUUAUUGGGAACAACUGGGGGCAGUUCCCUGAGGAUUCGGCCAAGGCAGUUGUCGGAGUGAAUGGGAGUAGUGCUGAAUAUGUUGAGAGGAUGGUUGACUACACAGGCCUUCCCGUUCACGCAGGGAAGCUCAUGAAUCCCACGCCGGAUAGCCUCGACUAUUCUAUCUCGGCGUCGCUUAAAGUCCCUGCCCCAUUCAUAGUGCAAUUGGACCCCCUUACUAUAAACUUAGAUAGAGCCCAGGACACCCCCGAACAAGCGUAUGUUGGUAUCCCAUUGCCACGGCUCGAACUAAAAGGGAAUCCGACGAUAGAACUUGUCGACGAAACUGUUCCAAUUUUGCAUCAGGUGGACUUCACAAAAUUUCUCUUUAAACUUACUCAUCAGCGCACUUUUGUUUUAGCAGUGGAGGGUAUAACAGUUGCAUAUCUAGGAAAACUAAGGGCCAAAGUGAAACUGGACAAGAAACUUGAGCUAAACGGUAUGCAACCCGACAGAGACCCUCUUCUUUGCCCAAUUCGGCUAAGUCAUCACGCUGCAGGUCCGGACAUUUUUAGAGGAUUCAAUAUCGAAUCUGCUAGAGUCACACUUCCCUGUCAAGAAGAUGGCACCAACCUGAAAGUGGUUCUUAUCAUCAUGUUGCAGCUACCGGGCAACAACACUGUCAACGGUGACUGUAAGAUCGACAUUAAAUCGGCGAUCGCUAAUCUCGUUCCCAUACUUGAAGGGCAGAAGAAGGCACUUAGUAAAGGGAACCUAGAACUCACGGCAAACGGCAAUACAACUAUCUAUAAAGGAAAGCAUAUCACAGGGUGUAAGGGUCUCGGAGGCAUUCUGGACCUGCUCAAGGGAGACGGCUUCGAUGAUAUCAUGGGAGUCCUCAGGGAGGCUCUAAAAGGAGACGGGGUGAAGGAUAUCAUAAACGGCCUAGACACUGUCCUCAAAGAAGUGGUUGGGGGUGAAGGUGCUAGUCUCAACGAUAGUCUAUGUGGUUCAAAUCUCAAAGAUGUCGUUGGAGGCUUCAAAAUAAAAGAUGUCGUAGGAGAGUUGAUAAAAUUGGAUUUGAAAGAGUUGGGCAUCGACGAAAUUCUGAACGAGUUGAAAAAUUCCCAGUCUUAG